This is a messenger RNA of Diatraea saccharalis (sugarcane borer), 924 nucleotides long. The record is from the annotation of a GenBank genome assembly. NCBI's taxonomy places the organism in Eukaryota, Metazoa, Arthropoda, Insecta, Lepidoptera, Crambidae.
AUGUCACACUUGAAGAACAAAUACAAAUUAGCAGAGAAAAUUAAAAUAGACACACAGGCUACCCAUAGAAAUGAAGACGAAGGUACCGAGGAGGAAGCUGUAAGUUAUGAUCCUACGGAGACCUGUACAUAUGCUGUUACCGUGUCAAAGAAAACCUCACCUUGUGCAGAGGAAGAAUCAGCUUUAUGUGCUGGACAAAAAUCGUUCAUCAGCAUUCACUCUACUGACCAACUAUGUCAAGUGGCUGACAUCGAAAACCCUUUGAACUUAGACGAAUGUCACGUGGAAGUUUUAAGUCUCAACGAAGUAUUCCCUUCGACUUCAGAAGAAAGUCUUUCAAAUGAAGACGAUUCGCCAGUGCAAAGAAAGCACAGGAACAAGAAUAAAACGGCGACGAUACAAAAGUGUCAAUCUGAGAAUGCAGCUAAGUCGGGCUAUGUGCCCACAAACAGUAAGUCGUCUACUCAAUCCGGGAGGCAGAAGGAGCAACUGGAGGGUCAAUCGUCUGGAUAUUCGGAUUUCGAUAUACCGAAAAGCACAAUGUACGUAAUGAAAAAGUUUCUACGAAAUAUAGACAAACACAAGAACGAACAAAACAGUAAAAUAAACGAGAAGGCGCUCAGCAAGUUGACCACGAUGCGCGGCAUCCUCAAAGACGGCCGCUGCGGACCCGAGUGUACGGCAGCAGAAUUAGCAGUGCCGUUUCCAAUGGACUUCUGUCCACAGCCUCAUUUCACGAAGCAGAGUUCAGACAAAAAUGUAACUUUCAACACUCAAGUGGUGAUCAUACACUUCAGCGGAGACCUAUGCGUCGGUCAAAGCGUCGAAACACUCAGCAAAGAGAAAGACCAGCAAGCUAGAAACUCGGAAUUGAGAAAAACCUUUCUGACCAAAUACAACGAAUUUUGGCCCACACAAAAAUAA